Punctularia strigosozonata HHB-11173 SS5 is the source of this 3762-nucleotide messenger RNA. RefSeq names its product TPR-like protein. Bases 1 to 3762 code for a protein of 1253 amino acids. NCBI's taxonomy places the organism in Eukaryota, Fungi, Basidiomycota, Agaricomycetes, Corticiales, Punctulariaceae. Gene Ontology annotation, biological process: cell surface receptor signaling pathway. The transcript is spliced from 6 exons. The record is from RefSeq and is a predicted model, not a curated record. Gene Ontology annotation, molecular function: ADP binding; protein binding.
AUGGCUUCCCCUCCUCAGCCCGCGGUGAAUCCUUCCGAGGAGCCCGAAGUCGCAAAUUACCAGAAGCGACUGGAUCGCGCCCUGGCGAAUGGCGAGACGGUCUUAUCCAUCUUCGAGGCUCUCACGGAGGGCGUCUUCAUCUGCGAACCUCUGAAAGGAUCCGUCAAGGUCGCAAGGGAGCUCAUCAAGAUGGUGCAGAAAGUCCGCAAAAACCGAGAGGACUGCGAAGAGUUGGCCGGCCGUGUAUUCAAGCUCACCGGCACCAUGCUCGGGAUCCUCGACGGUAAACGGGACGAGGACGUGCCUGCAGACCUGAAGAAGUGUCUAGAUUCGGUCCACGAUACAUUGACGAAGAUAAAGAAAGGCCUAGAACCGCUCAAACUGUCGAGGCGAUUCUCACUUAGAGCUUGGUUCCGGGCUCUCCGAAGGAGGGAGUAUAUAGCGGAUACGAUUUCGGGCUAUAACACCAAGAUCGAUAGAUGCCUCCAAGAAUUCACGGCUGUCGUCACCAGCCAGGUCCGCUUAGGGUUGAUGACAUUGAACGCUGCGGUUGGCGUCAUGUACUCUCGAUUGGACGAUGUUUGCUCCAAAGCGACGGACAUAGGCUUGGGCGUGAAGAAAGUUCACUCUGACGUGAAGGAUAUCCGUUCCGUCUUGACGGAGAUAUACACGGAAGUGAUUCGGAUCGACUCCGUCGUGCAGAAGCACUUGGCCCCACUGGUAGAGGGUACUUCGAGUGGUGCGAAGGCCGGUGUCUCUGCGGACGAAAGUCUCCAAUUCGUUCCUGCCCCUCCCCGCUUGUAUGGACGAGAUGUCAUCGUGAAGGAUGUAGUCGGCAGAGUCUGCGCCGCGGAACAGCACCAUAUAGCUAUCUUAGGCACAGGAGGGAUCGGCAAGACCUCCGUGGCGCUUCGCGUCAUUGACGAUUCGGCUGUCAAGGGCCAGAACGACUGCUACUUCAUCCCUUGCGACACAGUCGUCACUGAUGCAUCCCUCGUCGCCACUGUUAUCCGGGCCGUGGACCGUAGCUCGUCGGUGAACGGGGAUCCCAUGGAGCACCUCAAAACGAAAUUGAGGGCAGCGAGCCGUCCCGUCGUGCUUGUUCUCGAUAACUUCGAGAGUCCUUGGGACUCGGACACUCCUAACAUCAGGCAAAAGCUCACCAACAUACUCAGGACAUUAGCUGGGAUAUCCAAUGUCCAGCUCAUCGUAACUAUGCGCGGAGACGCUCCACCCGCCGACAUGGAUGUCCAGUGGUCUUCUAUGCGCCUCGACCCUUUAGGUCACAUACCAGCUCGCGAGUUCUUCCUUUCCAUGAAACCAGACACGCCGCAGAAUGAAUAUCGAGACCUCGAUCUGCUCCUUCAGAAAUGCGAUGGUCUUCCUCUCGCGAUCAAACUCCUCGCCCAGCUCAAGCCAUCGUCGACCUGCAGUCACCUAUUGCAGCGAUGGGAAAAACGCAAAACUACGCUAUUACAGACGGACCACAUAUCUCCAUCGCGCGAGACUAGUUUGCGUGUCUCGAUAUCAAUGUCGCUGCAGUCCGCACCGAUGCGCCUCGUUAAGGAAGCGAUCCCGUUGCUCGCCGUGAUAUGUCGCCUGCCCGACGGUGUCCUUGGUGGAGCCGAGCAGCUCGAGAAGAUGGACCUGGGCUUCGACGACGUCGACGUGGCUUUGGCGACCGUCCUCGGAUCUGGUCUUGCCUUCAAGGCUGAGGACCAGGGCAUCAAGGUGCUUGCUCCCAUCCGCGAGCACGUCAAUAAGCACGAUGUCGCCACUUCGCCGCAACCUCUUCUUCCCCCGUGCCAACGCGAAGCACUGCUGCGAUAUUACGUUCAGCUGGUCGAAAAGCAUGCUGGUAAGAAACUCGGAGAUGCCGACUUCCAGUCAGCGUACAAAACCCUACUCCCGGAAACGGGUAAUAUUAUCUCCCUGUUCAAUUGGGAGCUCGACCGUCUAAUAGACACGAUGCCGGGUGUCGCGCAAGCAGCAUUCUUGUUCACCCGCUUCCAGCGCCACCUGCGACCCUCGACUGAACUUAUCUCUCAAUUACUUGAUAACUGGGAUCUUUACGCGAUAGGUAUAGCUCGCGCUGAAGGUCUGACCGCCAGGGGGGAGCUCUUGUACAGAACGGACUACUACCAAUUAGCAAUGGAGGACCUUGAGAAUGCUUGUGAAGAGUGCAGUCGUUCCGACAACAGGCAACAGCUAGCAGAUGCGUUGCGUCGAAUGGGCGAUAUUCAAAUGAUGUGGAACGCGUACCCCCAGGCGAUAGAGAAGCUCACCCGGGCCCACGACGUGUACUCCGAGAUCGGACACCGAACGGGCGUGGCGGGUAGCCUGGAAAGCUUGGGCGACGUCCAUCGCAUGCAGGACGAGUAUCCCCAGGCGAUAGAGAAGCUCACACGGGCCCACGACGUGUACUCCGAGAUCGGACACCGAACGGGCGUAGCGGGUUGCCUGAAAAGCUUGGGCGACGUCCAUCGCAUGCAGGACGAGUAUCCCCAGGCGAUAGAGAAGCUCACCCGGGCCCACGACGUGUACUCCGAGAUCGGAGACCGAUUGGGCGUGGCGAAUUGCCUCUCAAGCUUGGGCGACAUCCAUUACAUGCAGGACGAGUACCCACAGGCGAUAGAGAAGCUCACCCGGGCCCACGACGUGUCCUCCGAGAUCGGAGACCGACUGGGCGUGGCGGGUUGCCUGAAAAGCUUGUGCAACAUCCAUUGCAUGCAGGCCGAGUACCCCCAGGCGAUAGAGAAGCUCACCCGGGCCCUCGACGUGUACUCCGAGAUCGGAUCCCGACUGGGCGUGGCGGGUUGCCUGAAAAGCUUGGGCAACAUCCAUCACAUGCAGGCCGAGUACCCCCAGGCGAUAGAGAAGCUCACACGGGCCCACGACGUGUACUUCGAGAUCGGAGACCGACAGGGCGUGGCGGGUUGCCUGGAAAGCUUGGGCGACGUCCAUCGCAUGCAGAACGAGUACCCCCAGGCGAUAGAGAAGCUCACACGGGCCCACGACGUGUACUCCGAGAUCGGACACCGAACGGGCGUAGCGGGUUGCCUGAAAAGCUUGGGCGACGUCCAUCGCAUGCAGAACGAGUACCCCCAGGCGAUAGAGAAGCUCACACGGGCCCACGACGUGUACUCCGAGAUCGGAGACCGAUUGGGCGUGGCGGGUUGCCUGAAAAGCUUGGGCAACAUCCAUCGCAUGCAGGGCGAGUAUCCCCAGGCGAUAGAGAAGCUCACACGGGCCCACGACGUGUACUCCGAGAUCGGAUCCCGACUGGGCGUAGCGAAUUGCCUGGAAAGCUUGGGCGACGUCCAUCGCAUGCAGCACGAGUACCCCCAGGCGAUAGAGAAGCUCACACGGGCCCACGACGUGUACUCCGAGAUCGGAGACCGACUUGGUGUUACAGGCUCUCUGCAGAGCUUAGCUGAUAUUGAUCGUGUCCAAGAGCGGUAUGAUCAAGCCGCGGAGAAGCUAGGGCGCGCUCUCGACCAUGCUUCAAGCAUCGGGGAUCGCUAUAGGAUCGCCUGGUGUCACAUUCACAUGGGCUUACUCGAUCGCGACCAGCGUCGUUAUGCCGAGGCUGUUGAGCAUAUCACGACCGCUCGGGCAAUGCUCACGGAGAUUGGACACGAGGGCCAGGCGGAUGACUGUUCCCGUCUCCUUCGUAAGAUUCACGAGCUCAUGAUCUCGCAGGAUGAAGGUGGCGAAGGUUCCGCGUUAGCCUCCGACGCGCGCGACGCGACGACGAAUUAG